AUGGCUGAUGCCAUAGGUCCUGAUGUAAAUAUAAGUCGUCGUAGGAAAAGAAAUCCGAAACAUGAGGACAACUAUGAGGACCUUGACUCAAAGUACGAAGAUGAAUUCGACGACGAUUUUGUACCCGCGAAGCGGGGCAGGUUGCUAAAGCCCAAGCCACUCCGAAAUCUUAACUCGUAUGACUCGAUCCAGCUUGAAGUUAGUAAAGAGAAACAACGCAAAACACCUGUUAGAAAACCGAAACCUUUAAGAUCUACGAAACGAGAUGAACCUGAGGAGACAGAGGAUCCUGAAAUGCGAAUGUCAGCGAGGAUGGUGGAUAGAAUAGCUGCGCUAAACGAUGGGAAGAGGACCAAAGUUGUGAUGGCUAACUGCUUUGAAGAUAGGACGGCACUAGACUGUAUAGAUGUCUGCUUGAGAGAAUCGGAAAAUAUGCAGGAAGAUGCUGUUGCUUUGGCCAUUGCCACGGCCGUUUAUAGUCUUCGCGUAGAUCGGACGCACAACGACGCACAGGAGACACGCUACACUUUCAUUCGUGGUAAAAGCGAUGCAGAGAAAGCAAUGCUACUCGCUACCGGUGAAAAUAUUGAGAAUACCAAGGACAAGAGGAGGCGGAAAAAGAAUGAAGUAGACGAGGAAGCGAAAAAGGCGACAGAGGCGGACAUGGAUGAGUUCCAGAAUGAGGAUAAUGCACAACAGGACUGGCUGAAACUACCAGAUGCCGAUACGUUCGAUUACUCAUUUGGUUUGAAAUUUCCAUUGAGUGGUAGUUAUCUACAACACUGGAGUUUCACGCAAGAGCUUCUCGAGCGAAAGAGGAAAUUAAUGUCAUGGAAGAAAAUUCCGCCAUUGGAGUUCUGUACAACGUACACGGAUUUCAUGCGGGUAACGGCAAACCUUGAAUCAGAUCGGAUCGAUGGAUUAGCGACUUUCCAAGCACGUAGAGACAUCACAGGAAAGGUUAUCGUACUGCAUGAUGCGAUGAUUAGGAGAUCUGUUCCACAAGGGAGAUACAGUGAGGAAAUGGAACUGUCAGUGGUUAAACGCUGCAGAGACAUGUUGGCAAACGCGCUGCAAAAGGAACCGACAACUUGGGACCAUUUCUUGCUCGAGGACAAUCCGCUAUUGUACAAAACUGGUCAAUAUUUGAGGACUGGGGACAUGACUGGCUAUGUUCUCCAAGAACGACCGUUUUAUCAUCAUUUCGAUCCGGAAGAAGAGUCGUCCGACGAACCCAGGGAUAGGUAUAGUUGUGUCGAGAAGAACGCGGACAAGACUCUGUAUACCUUUAAGAAGCUGCCAAAGGGAGCGGCGUUUGGAAGGGUGGCGCCACUCAUUCGCGUCCCUGUCAACAAAUAUGCAAACCCUAGGAAUAGGAAAAUUGAAGACCUGUACUUCAAAGAAGACAUCGAUCUAAAGCCUAUGGACAACGAAAUGAGCAAGCUUGAUCUUGUAAAGCUCACUGCUGACGCGAGGAAAGAACUGGAGAGUCAUGGAAUUGCAUCAGCGGAUGUACAGCUUGUCAAUUUCCACAUCUCUCCGUUGAAGGUCGGGCCGAACUCUCAGACUGAUCUGGAAGAAAUAGAAGAAUCCAGGACGAGUGGCAGGGGUCCUCUUAUGAAUCGGCUCAGAGCUGAACAUGAAAAUCAAACAGCCGUUCUUGAAAACAUGCGAAACGAGCUGACUCAGACGGUACGAACUCGUUGCAACAAUGUGGUUAAGGAGUGUUAUGAAGCCAGGGCAAGCCUUUCCAAUGAUGCUGACGAAGAAGAGAUCGACGAAGAAGAUUUUAAAGAAUGGAGAACUUCGCGUUUUCUGGACCUCAUUGAACCACCGAAAGAGAAGACCUUCCUUGACACCUUGCAAAAUGUGUUUUCCAAGGCAUUCGAUUUGUCCCAUUCGAACGACAAUGAUUCCGAAGAUCGAAAGCAGAUUGUGGCUUCAAUUCUGGGUACUGGAUGUGAUACUGCUGAGUGGCGCGUACCGGAGGAAGUUAUUUUCAAUGACACAAUUGAAUUUGUGAAAUGCGGCACUCAUACUGAUGUGCGAUACAUGGAUGCAACUUAUCAUAUGAAAGUAUUCAAAUUCAGGGUCACCGUUGAGCAAGCUCAUGAGAGCUUAAGACGAGCUGAACGUAUUGGCGCUGGUAUGGCACCGGAAGAAUUGGCGAUUCUGAAGCAAAAAUGUUUCCGCCCAGGAAGAUACAAUGGGAUGAGCGAUAGUGGUGAAGUAUCGGUAUGA
Messenger RNA from Cooperia oncophora, 2241 nucleotides. The record is from the annotation of a GenBank genome assembly. NCBI's taxonomy places the organism in Eukaryota, Metazoa, Nematoda, Chromadorea, Rhabditida, Trichostrongylidae.